Molecule: messenger RNA, 715 nt
Organism: Zophobas morio
Lineage: Eukaryota; Metazoa; Arthropoda; Insecta; Coleoptera; Tenebrionidae
Product: protein takeout-like
Exons: 3
Coding region: 209-667 (152 amino acids)
Source: RefSeq, a predicted model, not a curated record
UAUUGAGUAAUACUCGAGAUUAAAAUCAACACAAUGUUUGUUCGAUGCCGCCCAGACUGGAACCGCACAACUCACCAAACCUUACAGGUCCUUGGACUUGCCGAACCCGGAACCCCUUUUCAUCCCGUCUUUGACAGUCCGGGGUAAAGGCGGAGCCGUCGCCCUGGACCAAAAUUUCGAAAACUGCACCCUCCACGGACUGAGCACCAUGAAAUUUGACCACUUUGAGUUGGAUUUCGACAAGAAGGUUUUAUCGGCGAGUGGAGUCAUCCCGAGGUUGGAAUUCAAGUGUCACUAUAACCUAGACGGGAAGAUACUUCUUUUGGCUAUCAAGGGUGAAGGUAACAGCAACAUUACCUUGGCCAAUUGCUAUGCAAAGUAUCGCUCGUUUUAUGAAGAAUUUACGAAAAAUGGGGAGACUUUUUAUAAGAAACUUCGUACGGAAACGGAGACGACGGCAGACCGCUGGUACUUCCACUUUGAUAACCUUUUUGACGGGAAUAAGGAGUUGGGUGACAAUAUUAAUCUGGUGAUGAACGACAACUGGAAAGAAAUCGCGGACGAGUUGCAACCUGAGUACAACGAAAUUGUGGGACGAAUAAUGACGAGUGUUUCGGAGAAAAUUUGGCUGAAGAAGUCUUUGGAAGAGUACUUCGAUCGAGAAUAGUACAAUUACAAAAAUAUUUUUUAAUAAAAAUUAUAUUAACCAAGUAUU